GCGAUGGCGCAGGAGGGCAAGAUGAAGACCGUCUGCGUCAAGGCGCGAACGGAGAACCACACACUCGAGUCGUUGAAGCUCAAGGGGGACCAGUACAGGAAGACGCAGGCCGAGGUCGCCGCGCGGGCUCAACACCUUGAGGAGCAGGAUGCGAGUCCGUCUGCCAGCCCGAACGGCGCCUCGCCAGGUGGCGUGCAGUCAGCGGCCGCGGCCGCUGCGGGGAUUGGCCCGAUGCUGAACCCGAGUGCGAUGGCCUGCUCGAGGACAGUCGUCACGGGCGAGGGUGGCCGCGGGCCUCGCACUCCAGGCGCAAAGCCACGGGGGGCAGCCAGGUCGGCGGCGAUGUCGGCGGAGGGGAAGCAAUCUGAGGUGGAGGAGCUCGUGGAGCGCCGCAUCGCCGCCCUGGACGUGAACAGGUGCUGGUCAGGCACCGCCAUGGGCCGCGAGCUCCGCUGGGCGAGGGAAAGCCACCAGACCAUCAUGGAGGGCUGCCCCAACCCGCGGGACAGCGAGGUGGCGGACAAGUUGAAUGAGCACAUCCUUGUAUGCGACGCGAUCUGCCAGCUGGUCGAGAAACCGAUAGCAACGCUGCCAAAGGCCAAGCUGGAGAGCCUCCUGAAGGCCAUCGAGGCGGGGGACGAGGACUUGCCAUCGAAGUGGAAGCUGGACGUACUCAAGCUCAAGGUCGCCGAGUUCAUCAAGAUUGGCGACUUCGACGUGCAUGAGUUCUUUGUCAUCGUCGCACCGUGGGAAGUCCAAGCUGAAGUUGACAUCAUGAGCGACACCAGGUACAAGCCCACGCGCCCACGGGUGCUCACGUGCGACGGGAGCUUGUCGGACAAGAUCGUUGCUUGCGAGGGUUUCUUUAUGGAAACGUUGGCCCAGUUCAUCCAGAGUGGCAAGGAGGGGCAGCUCAGCUUGACCAGAUUCUGCAUCAAGUGCCUCGAUUGGCUCGACGAGAAGUGUCCUGAUGACGAAGAGUUUGACGACGUCGUCUCGGCGAUGACGACGUGCUUGAAGGCCACCUUGUGCAUCGCCGACCCCGUGCGCCUGGAGUACAAGGACGCGCUGCUGGAGAUGACGGCUGCGAAGUCGACGGAGGUUGGCAAGGCGUGCUUGCGCCACCUGAGCUUGGCGGUGAAGCGGUCGGCGCACUACGCAGCGCUCAAGCUCAGCCCACCCACUGUCGUAACACCCGCGCUGGACGCGGUAGCUUCGACGCGCGCGGACCCCAUCCCCGAGUGGUGUAAGGCGGCUUCAGCACAGGAUGAGUUCGACCAGUAUUUUCUGAAAACGAGCGAGCUUUUCCCGCAGAUGGUCCAGCUGAUGGCGGCCAUGGACGCGGCGACGGACAUCAGAGAGGUAGAGCGGUCGGGGACUCUGAAGGCAGCGCUCGAGCUGUUGCCGAACGUCGUGACGUACUGUCGGCCAGGCAGCUUCGGCAACUUCAAGGAACAGGUGAGCGCGAAGUUGGACGAAUACAUUAACAGUUACUUAUUUUGCGGUGCCCUCGCCGAGGCAGAUGGUUCCGCGCAGACUUCCAUGCUGGCCGAUGCGAAGGCACUGGUCACCAUCGCUAAGACCAGCAUCUCAGAGAAGGGUUCAUUGUGGGCGACGGCAAUGGAUAAGAUCAAAGAGAAGGAGUCCGAGAUCAACCAGUUCAACGCCAACAAGGGCUUGGCGCAGCUCGCGGAGUCCCUCGACGACGAGAUCUUGAUGAACCUCGAUAGGCUCAAGGAGGUGCUCCCAGUGAUCGAGUCCGUGCUGGCCGCUGGCGGCAGGGGCGUGGAGGUCCACAAGGAUAGCGCUGCCACCAUCUUCGGAAAGAUCUACUCGGUGAUCUGCCAGUAUGUCCGUGCCCCGACGGAGGCCGCACCGCACCUGCACAUAUUGAUGACGCUUACGGAGACAAAUUGGUUGGCUGGCGAAUCGGCGGUGAAGCUCGACAAGGUGAUUACCAUGCUCAAGGCUUGGGGCUCCCUCUCGCAGCAGCGCGCUCAGUGGGCGCAGUCUGGUAACGACGACGCGGUGCGGCUGAUCAAGGAUGGGUCGGCGAACCUGGUGACGAGCAUCCGUUCUUCUGUCAAGGCGAUGCAGUCCACUGGCUUGGUGGCAGAGGUGAUCGGGGCGCAGUCGGACGUGACGGCGGCGACCGAAGAGAUGAACUCAGCGGCCAAUGUGUGCAUGGCGAUCGUGACCGAUGCCAUGAAGGCUGCGACGGCGGCGUUGAAGCCGUUCGCGACGGGCACGGAGGCGUUCGACCAGCCUUGGGACCAGGACCUGGCUGCGGACGCGGGCAUGGACUCGGUUCUGAAGCGCGUGGAGGAGACGAUCUUGCAGAUCGACGGGGGCUCCUUCCAGAAGCGGAUCGACGCUGUCCUCGACGCGAAGAAGCGCGCCGUGGGGUGGGCGCAGGUCUUCGAGGUGCAGCAGGACGAGGAUGCGACCAAGGAGGCGGUCGACACGAUGAGAGUGGCGAGCGCCACUAAGUUCACGGCGCUGGUGGUGCACGCGUUCAAGACGUGCGCUGGCCAGGCGCCGAAGAUGCGCCGCAUGGUGAACGCGUACCGCAAGGAGGCGGCGGAGGCCGACGCCGUCAGCGCCAUGCGCCAGGACGUGGUGGAGUGGGCCGCGAAGCUGGCGUCGCUCAAGGGCAGCACCUAG
This is a messenger RNA of Prorocentrum cordatum, 2664 nucleotides long. The record is from the annotation of a GenBank genome assembly. NCBI's taxonomy places the organism in Eukaryota, Dinophyceae, Prorocentrales, Prorocentraceae.